ACCCAUGUUUGCUCCCCGCAGAAUAGGCGCGCAAUUCAAAUUAGAUUUCCAGCUGACUGAGCUGGUAGAGAAUACCCAAGUUUGACUUGGGUGAGCGCAAAUCUAUAAUCUGUAAGUUGUGUGCUGUUCAACGUUUCCAAGCCGUCGCUAAUGCACAGCUGCAAUAGUCACCAGCAUACAAUUGUGGCACUGAUAAGCUCAAGAUUAAAUUUUAAUGCGAUUCAGUUUCUGCGCAUUCAGAGGGCACCGUCCAUCGUUUGGAAAUGACGCGUGACGGAUCACAAGAGGCUUAUCAACUUGGCAUUUUUCUGGUGUUUCCGAGAGCCGAAAGCUUUAAAGCGCGAAUUCCGAGCGACAAGUGCACAAACAAAUAGACUGCUGUAAAUAAACAAGCGGGGAAAGAUUUGACUGACUUGCAAAAAUUUUGAUUUUACUCUUUCUUUAUCUUUUUUUGCUGCUCCCGAACCGGUUGACGCAAACAUAUUUGAAUAUCUCGCCUGAAAUCCUUAUAAAUCAAGCGAUUCGGAAACCGGUUCGUUUCAAUCGGUUCCAUAAUGCGCGCGCUGCAAAAAAGAAAACAAGAAAUAUAUAGAAUUCGCUUCCUCCAAAUAGUUUGCCUACGUAAGUAGGUUGGCUCUCAUUUUGUGAUACGAGGAGUAGAGUGUGUGAACUCGGCUGUUUUCUGCCCGAGCGUGUGAGAGCGGGCCACCACCAAAAGCGGCGGUCUGCUGUAUUUUUGUUAUUUCCCAAACGACGCUCCAAGCAAACGGAACAGUCGGGCAGCAGCGGAGAGACCGUAUAGAAAUUCGUGAGAAAAGAAAUAAAAGGAGCCAGCCCCCCAACAGUACGAAAAAGCACGCGCGUCAUCGUAAAAACGUGGUACGAAAUCUAAGAACACCAACGUAAUAGCGGCCAAAUUAUAUAAAACCAAGAACCCCUCUACCAUGACCGAUGUCAGUGCAAAUAGUCUGGAUUUAUCAGUGGAUGUGGUUUGGCCCACCAUUAUCGUCUUUGUUAUGCUUGUGAUAAACAGCUUCGUUUUCGCCUACAUCAUGCGAAAGCGACGGGAGUACAAGAAUCAGGAGGAACAACCUGUUCCACACCCAUCCUAUGCGGCUACCAGUGAAGUGGCCACUACUGCACCUACGGAUCAGGAGGGCGAUGACUGUGCCAUCGAGAUGGAGCGACUUUAGGAUUAGCACUUGCAUUAGCUAUAGCUGCCAGAUACUCACCAAUCGUCCAUGCUCACAUCUGCAACUGCAAGAUUCCUAAGUUCUCCAGAUGCCUGGCCAAAAUCUUGCUUACUCUAGAGAUAGAUAUACAAAAAUGUAUACGCGUCGAGUGCCUGUAUCGCACGUGCAUUUAAUUAUGGUUUUUAAGUUUUUCACUCUUUUUUGCCAUUUAUUUUCUACAAAAGUAUACAAUAAUAAAACGUGUGAAUUUUAUCAUGCCAUAUCGAAAA
This is a messenger RNA of Drosophila rhopaloa, 1462 nucleotides long. RefSeq lists its product as uncharacterized. Bases 945 to 1193 code for a protein of 82 amino acids. The record is from RefSeq and is a predicted model, not a curated record. The transcript has a single exon. NCBI's taxonomy places the organism in Eukaryota, Metazoa, Arthropoda, Insecta, Diptera, Drosophilidae.